UACCCAUCAUCCAGAGCAGCUGGACACCAUUGAUUAACAACUGAGCUAAUAUUUAUUUUGUCAGAAGUUUUUAUUUACAUCAACCCCCCAACAGGCGGCAGUGUUCUCACACCAAAUGAACGAAAGAAAAAAGAACAGCAGAUCUUCCUACACUAUUCAGUUCAAGUUAAUGACGCCAGUAAAACGCCCUACACAAGUGCCAAAUGGAUAUUUGCAACAUACGCCUAGCUUAGUGGCCAAUGGGAGUGCUCAAGAUCUAGUUUUAGCUUAAUGGAAGGAAGGAUGGUUUAAACUAUGUAUCGGUGGGUGUUUGGUAUGGGAGAGACUGGAUGCACCAAUAAUUCCAAAGGAGACGGCCAACAAAACUACUCGGAUCACUCGGUCAACUCCUCUAGCCCACAAACCACAGACAAGAAUUCCGUCCGCUCCGGCCACUCACUCCUCAAGAUGGCCUCCGAGAAGCGAGCGCGCAAGGUUCGUUUUUACCGCAACGGUGACCGCUUCUUCAAAGGGAUGGUGUACGCCGUGUCGACCGAGCGGUUCCGGACGUUUGAGAGCUUGUUGACCACGCUGACCAGUUCCGCCCUCUGCGACAAGAACGUCCUGCCAAGCGGCGUGCGGCACAUCUUCACCAUCGACGGCACGCAGAAGGUCGAGUCCCUGGACCAGCUUCAGGACGGGGAGAGCUACGUCUGCGCUUCCACGGAUUCGUUCCGCGCGCUGGAUUAUUGCAAGAACGAGGACCCGUACUGGAAUUCCAAUCUGUUUCCUCAUCACACUAAAGAGCGUCAUUCACAGAGUGCUUCCUUGCAGCAGCAACGAAGUAAACACAUGAAGGACGAGCCGAGGUCCCGUUCAGAGUCGAAGAGUCUCUCGUCCAUCAACAAAGUUCCGUCGAGACCGCAAAGUGCUAAAACAGACAGAAGCUCCAGGUCACAGUCUCUAAAGUGUGAGAAGACCCUGGAGGAGCAGCGAGCCUACGAGGAGUACCAGCGAUCGUUCGUCGUUCCCCGCCUCAUCACCAUCUUGAAGAAUGGCAGACGACCCAGAAAAGCCAUGCGGUUACUGCUGAACAAGAAGACAGCCCAGUCGUUUGAUCAGGUGAUGGCGGACGUAUCGGAGGUCGUCAAGCUGGACUGUGGCAGCGUAAAGAAACUUUACACACUCACGGGUCGACAGCAGGUCACGUGUCUGGCUGAGUUCUUCCAAGAUGACACGGUGUUCCUGGCCUGUGGGCUGGAGAAGGUCACGUCUGCUGAUUUUAAUUUGGACAAGAGAGAGAUUUGUAACGUCAGUGCUUACCGCCCCUUCACUGGGAAACAUAAGGAACGGGUCACACUGAGGAAAAACUCAGAGUCCUCCAUAUCCAAAUCUUCCGCAGGAAACACCACACCAACCUUCUCAUCAGCUAUGGCAUCGUCAAAACACAACACUGAUGGUAAAAUAGCGACACUGGCGUCUGAUGAAAAAGCAGACGGCAGUGAAAAAUUUGACAUAUCACAAGUCGAUAUGCCCUAUGCUUUGACCAACAAGUACGAUAUAGGAAAUAUGAUCGGUACAGGGAACUUUGCGGUGGUUUUAGAGUGCAAAGACAAAAAAACACAGAGAAAAUAUGCUCUUAAAAUAAUAAACAAAGAAAUAUGUAAAGGAAAGGAGAAAAUGAUCGAUAACGAAGUUAGGAUCCUACGCUGUGUCAAGCACCCCAACAUUAUCAGGCUAGUUGAAGACUAUAUGAACCAGCAUCAGAUCUUCUAUGUCAUGGAGCUCGUCAAGGGUGGGGAUCUGUUUGAUGCCAUCGCCUCCUCCAGUAGCAAGUACACGGAACAAGAUGCUAGUGGUAUGCUCUACAACCUGGCCAGCGCCCUCGAGUACCUGCACUCCCUGCACAUCGUGCAUCGUGACGUCAAGCCGGAAAAUAUACUGAUUCGACAACACGAUGAUGGCUCCAAGUCGCUCAAAUUGGGGGACUUUGGACUGGCCAUUGAGGUCAAAGGUCCGCUCUACACCGUGUGUGGUACCCCGACAUACGUUGCCCCGGAAGUGAUCGCUGAAACUGGCUACGGUGUGAAAAUAGACGUAUGGUCUGCUGGGGUGAUAACAUACAUCCUUCUAUGUGGCUUUCCACCUUUUUCAAGUGCAAAUGAUAAUCAAGAUGAACUGUUUGACAUGAUAAUGACAGGAAAUUAUGACUUUGUCAGCCCAUAUUGGGAUGAUGUAACACCAUCAGCUAAGAGUGUAAUUUCAGGAAUGCUAGAAACAGAUCCUGAAAUUCGUUUGACAGCAUCACAAGUGUUGGAACACAAAUGGGUGGCUAGUGACACAUAUUACUCCGCGGAUCUACGUAAAAAGGUGUCAUCAGGCCUCAGUUCCUACUUUAGACGAGCCCCAAAGUCGUCACAAAAAUAUGCAGGAAUUAAGAUCAUAGCAUCGACCGCCUUAGAUAAAGCAUCGAAAUUUUUUCAAGGACGAGGAAAGCCUUAUGACAAAAGAAAAAACGAUUUCUAAAAAUAGUUCGUGCUUAGUCAUACCUGGACACCCACCUGUCUCCUUGUGGACCUAAUUUGAAAACCCACCUUCCUCCAUGAAAACCCACCUUCCUCCAUGCAACACUCUGUAAAGGAAAACCCACCUUCCUUGGUGGAUGUAUGAUUGAAAGCAAGCACUUCUAAAUGGAUAUUCUUACAAAUAAAAUGCACCAAUUUCUUCAUGGAUCUAAUUAGAAAUCAUUUAUCGUUAUGGACUUUCUUACAAGGAAACUCCACCUGACUACUGAAAAAUGAAGUUUCUUCGCAAAUCUAUACAAAGGUUCAUCAGUCUACGUAGGCAUUCUUAUAAGGAAACCCAACUUGUGUUGAAGUUAGAAAAUCUGGAACAAAAUAAGCACCUGUAGCAGAGCAUAUAAACAUAAAACACCUUCGAGCAUAUAUCAUGAAAACUAAUAAAGAGCAUAAGCAUACGUACUAUGUACGUUACUUUGUCAGAGCAUAAGCCAUAUCCCCUUGUGAGGCGUCUAUGGAAAGGCAGUACGGCAGUUAAUGUUAUGUCUUGAUCUGGAACCGUCUCGUAAAACACAUUGUAUAACAUUGAACACUGUAUGAGAGUAGGCGAUUCAUCAAUAAAAGAAUAAGAAUAUUUCAUCACCAUCUCCAUUUAACCAUUUUUUUACUUGCAAAUGCAAGGUUGAAUGUUGUGAUUAAACUAAUUACUUAGUUCUAA
Physella acuta is the source of this 3216-nucleotide messenger RNA. Its product is annotated as serine/threonine-protein kinase DCLK1. Gene Ontology annotation, biological process: intracellular signal transduction; protein phosphorylation. The record is from RefSeq and is a predicted model, not a curated record. Gene Ontology annotation, molecular function: ATP binding; protein kinase activity. NCBI's taxonomy places the organism in Eukaryota, Metazoa, Mollusca, Gastropoda, Physidae.